Bolinopsis microptera is the source of this 2201-nucleotide messenger RNA. Its product is annotated as FERM domain-containing protein 4A-like. NCBI's taxonomy places the organism in Eukaryota, Metazoa, Ctenophora, Tentaculata, Lobata, Bolinopsidae. Gene Ontology annotation, cellular component: cytoskeleton. Gene Ontology annotation, biological process: establishment of epithelial cell polarity. The record is from RefSeq and is a predicted model, not a curated record. The coding region runs from base 12 to 1826 and encodes 604 amino acids. The transcript is spliced from 14 exons.
AAGGUUACAAGAUGGCUUCAAGCAGUAACACUUACAUAGUGCUGCUCUUGGAUGGGAGGCAAUACACUUGCAAGUUAAAUAACAAGACCCUAACAGAAGAGCUGUUUGAUUGUGUUAUUUCUUAUCUUGGGAUUCAAGAAAGAGAGUAUUUUGGCCUCUGCUUUAUAAGUGAACCAGGAAAAUAUCGAGAAUGGAUUGCACUGGAAAAACGCUUGGUGGAACAUGAUCUGCCCAGAAGUAACGGAAAUAUUGUCAUUCAUUUUGCUGUGAAGUUUUAUAUCGACAACAUUUGCUGGCUUCAUGACCCAACAACUGUCGAACAGUUUUACCUUCAGGCACGUGAGGCUGUAUACAAUGAGAGAUUGCAAUGUGAGAAGGAUUUGUCGUACAAGUUGGCGGCACUUGCUCUGCAGGAGAUCCGUGGCGACUACACCACGGAGGAGGCAGCUAUGAAAACUCUCACCAAAUACAAUCUACUCUCGCCUGGAGCUCCUUCGAGCUCUUAUCUCGAGGUUCUGCACCAUUACAAGAUACUACAGGGCUGGAGUCGGGGUAAAUCUAUUAUUAACUACCUGAACAAAGCAACUGAGCUCAAGGGAUAUGGGGUUCAUGUUUAUCAGGUAAAAGAUAAGAACGGAGUACCAUGGUGGAUCGGAAUGUCGCCCCGUGGUAUCGCACAGUACGCCCUACAAGACACGUACAAUCCUAUACAACUCUUUAAAUGGAAUGAACUGGACAAUGUUUAUUUCAGGGAUAAGAAGUUUAGUAUUGAGAUAAAUCAAGGCAGCAAGACACAGAGUGCAGUGCAGCACAAACAGUAUAGUUCAGUGCUGAUGCACGCUUGGUACAGUCCUAAUAACAAGCUGGUUAAGAGUAUGUGGCAGAUGGCAGUGCACCAGCAUCAGUUCUAUCUGGAGAAGAAAUACUUACAGGUGAACAACAGUUCUAAAAUAAAGUGCAACAGUGCCCGAUCCCUGAACGACAUUGUGGCGGAGUUAUCUACUAGUGUUAUGAGCCUGGAUUCUAUAGGAUACCCCGAAAGAAGCACAUUUUCAGACAGUAAAUCAGAGGACAGUAUAAACUUUGGUUUGGGUACAGCGCGACCUGGUUCAGCCGCGGCAGAUGAGCUGUGGGAAGCGCUGCUCGAACAGCGCAAAGUGCUAAUCGAGCGCAAAUCUCAACUUCAGACAACGUUAUCAGUAUUAGAUUGUGAAGAAACGGAGAUAAGGGGAUCAGUGGAGUGCGACAACUCCAGCGCACCUACAGUUGCUACUGCGUACCCAAUAGCUAACGAGACCAUGCAGUUUGACGUGGUGUCCAGACUAGAGUUAGAAUAUGAGAUACAGUGUAAGAUUAUUAGCGCUGCUGUUAGACUGUCCAAAGAGAAAGGUAUUGACAAGAGCAUAAAGAAAGAGCGACUGCAAGCUGCUCAGAGAGCACAGUUAAAGAUGCUUGAUAUCGAGAGGAGACUGGACGCGGCUCGUAAGUUUAAAAUGGGCGGUAGAGAAAGGUCAAACAGCGGACACAAGUCAUUGCCAGACAGGACAGAAAGAGAUGGAUCUGAAUGUUCAAGAACGGAGCAGCCGAUUCCUCAGAGUUACUGUUCACAGGGGUCGCUGUCUCAUCACAACAGAAGUGAUAGUGAUUAUAUGUUAGAAAGGCAGCGAAACAGUCCGAUUAUAAGGUCACCGACCCCGGACCAGCGAAGAAUGAUGUGCUCUCCGACACUUGACCGCGUCAUAACGCCGCCCCAUGAUCCGGCUACUGAGUUCGCAAGACAAAUGAUGACAAAACUAUCAGCUAAAGGACAAAGUACACUGGUGUGAUACUAGGGACAGUUAAGGUGCUUGUCAGAUGAUAGGAUUAUUUGUUUCACGAAAAUGUGAGCUGAGAUUUAGGCAAAGAUAAUGGCCAUUGGCCGGGGCUAGUUGAUGUUCAAUUUAGCAUUUAGGUCUUGAUGAAACUGUGAAGGACUGGUAAAGCUAUCAGCAAUCUACUUUCAUUAAAGUAUAUUUGUUUUCAUGGAUAUACUUGUUUCAAUAUUAGCUGUUUAACGUUUAUUCAGUGUUUUACCUACCCUUAAAUCAGUUUUAUUAUAGGUAAGCCGAUUUAACAUAUUUUGUGUUACAGAAUAUCUUAAAAGAAAAAAUAUUUAUAUUGCUUUUUGUACCGACAUUUUAUGUUUUUGAGAUAUCUUAAUU